CUAACCUCAUUAUUAUUAUUAUUUAUUUACCUUCCUUAUAUUCAAAAUCAAAUAUUCAAAUAAUAGAUUUAAAAUCAAAAUCGUGACUAAUCAAUUCUAAAAAUAAAGUUUCCGAUAAUCAGAAUCAGUAUUGUAUUUAUUUUAUAAGUGCAUUAUGUCUCGAGAAACACCCAAAAGGAGGCCCCCUCUAUGGCUACAACAAGCCUUAGCCUUCGAUGAACAAGUCACCAAGAAAUUCGUUAUUUGGGGUAACAGUUGGGCCCCAUUACAUUCUUUACGGGUGCAUUAUAAAGCUUUGGAGAUAACAUGUCAUGGAAUCCCUUGGUUGGCAUUCUGGAUAGCCUUUACAUGGCUAUUCAAUCUACCUUAUUUAGUCGAACUACAAGUAAAUAUAAUUCUUGCAUUAAUCUUAGAUAUUUUAUUUGUGGCAUUGAUAAAGGCGUACUUUAGACGUCGCAGACCUUUGGCCAAUAAAAAUGACGCUUUUGCUGAAUUUGGCCCUGAUCAUUUCAGUUUUCCAUCAGGUCAUUGUAGUCGUGCAGCAAUGGUAACCAUAAUUUUUGGAUUUCUAUGGCAGGUUCCACUAAUAAUGUUUCCACCUUUACUAGCAUGGACAGUGGCACUUUGUCUUAGUAGAGUCUUAAUGGAAAGGCAUUAUCUUUUGGAUGUCAUUGGGGGUGUUGUUUUAGGUAUUAUGGAAGGCUUGUUAAUGGCUAUUUUGUGGAUUGGUGAUGAAAACGCUAGGUGGUUGAUGAAUAUUGUCAGCGACGAGAAAAUUGAAGGUGCAGACGUGUAAUAAGGAUUUUUGUGAUUUUAAAGUGAAUUUGAAGGAACACAAAUAAAGGAUAUAUGAAUCAAUUACAUUUUUCAAAUACCAUAUUGUAUAUUUUGUAUAAAGUUUAAAUCUAGGUUAAAAUCCACUGGAUAAAAAUAAAAAAUAGCAGUCUUUAAAAAUUAACAAACAAUAACGCAUUUUUUUCCCUAUAAAACUGAAAUAAACAUAUUUCACAGAAAUUACAAUUAAAAAAAAUCACAAUAAUUAAUGAGCCACAAAAGCUACAGAAUAUUUUUCCAAAAUGGUCACAUUUCCUAUCCUAUCACAGGCAUUUUUACAGCAUUGUUUAACAAUGUUAUAAAAAUAACUCUUCCAAAGCUUCUACUUUCACAAUUCCAUCUCCUUUCUUUUGGAUAAUUGAAUUUGUGUCUUCUUUCGGGUGCUUUUUUUGAUGGGAAGCCAGACUUGAUUUGGUUACAAAAUUUUUGUUGCAAAUUUUACACGAGAAUGGUUUUUCACCUAAAAUAAUUUUAUGUUUGAUGGCGUUUAUACAAAAAUAAACCACCCUCAAGUCGUGAUUACUGAUUAGCCAAUAAAGAGUCAUGAAGGGUGAUUCCAAUACUUACAUGAAAACAUUUUUAUGGCAACAACAAAAAUUCUAAAAUCCUUACCUGUAUGUUGUCUUUUAUGAUUUGCCAUAGGAGUAAAUUGAGUAAAAGUCCUUCCACAUACAUCACAACUAUAAAAAAAAUCAUCCCUGUAUUUCGAAUACAAAUAAAUAAAUUACUCACGAGUAAGGUCUUUCUCCAGUGUGCAUCCUCCUAUGACACUUCAAAGCGUCCCUCCUGGCAAAAGCUUUACCGCACAUUUCACAUACAUAAGUUUUCUCGCCCGUGUGCAUUGUGAGAUGAAUUUUUAAAUCGACGCUAGUUAAAAAGCCUUUACCGCACACCUAAAACACCAAUUUAAAAGAAAAAUCACAAAUAAAAUAAAUAUUUACUUCACAAAUAAACGAUUUUUCGCCAGUAUGUAUCCUGAAAUGAGUUUGAAGGUAACUCUUGGAAACAAAUUUCUUUUGACACACUUUACAAGAGUAUUUUCUAUUGUCUAUUCCGGCAUGGGUUUUUUCGUGGGCUUCGCG
Ceutorhynchus assimilis (cabbage seed weevil) is the source of this 1916-nucleotide messenger RNA. Lineage: Eukaryota; Metazoa; Arthropoda; Insecta; Coleoptera; Curculionidae. The record is from the annotation of a GenBank genome assembly.